This is a messenger RNA of Carlito syrichta (Philippine tarsier), 1184 nucleotides long. RefSeq names its product NSE2/MMS21 homolog, SMC5-SMC6 complex SUMO ligase (gene NSMCE2). Lineage: Eukaryota; Metazoa; Chordata; Mammalia; Primates; Tarsiidae. Gene Ontology annotation, cellular component: Smc5-Smc6 complex; nucleus. The transcript is spliced from 9 exons. Gene Ontology annotation, molecular function: SUMO ligase activity; zinc ion binding. The record is from RefSeq and is a predicted model, not a curated record. The coding region runs from base 1 to 960 and encodes 319 amino acids. Gene Ontology annotation, biological process: double-strand break repair via homologous recombination; protein sumoylation.
AUGGCAAGAACAGGGGGAGUCCACGAGGCCGUCGAGUCGAAAGGCUUGUGUUCAGACGAGUGCGUUUGUUAUCUGGUUAAAUGCCCUGCUUCAGGAAUGCAGUUGUCCGCAGACGAAGGUUCUGCGUGUGGAGAGACGAAGGGACCCCAGCGCUCUGCGUCUGCUCUGGCCUUGAUAGGGAAGAUUCUGGAAAAGGACAUUGUGGCUGAGAUCAUAGACAGCAGAGCAAAGCAGAAGGAUGCCUGCUGCCUGUGGCCUAGAGAAUGGCACUACACUGAACAAGGUGUCACAGACUCUAGCGCACGUUGGAACUGCUGCUGGAUAAACUCUGUGCUACGUGAGAACGGCCAGAGUGCCGCGCGGGCUUACUACCCACCUGAAGUGAGUAGUGAAUGUAGUAUGGACAAGGCAAUGCUUGAAUUUGCUAUCAUGGAUCGCCAACUGAACCAUUACAUAAAGGCUGUUCAAUCUGCAAUAAAUCAUGUAAAAGAAGAGCGUCCAGAAAAUAUCCCAGAUUUAAAAUUGCUAGUGGAGAAGAAAUUUUUGGCUUUACAGAGCAAGAAUUCUGAUGCAGACUUUCAAAAUAAUGAAAAAUUUGUGCAGUAUAAGCAGCAGCUAAAAGAACUAAAGAAGCAAUGUGGUCUUCCAGCUGACAGAGAGGCUGAUGCACCUGGAGUGGAUGAAGACAUGAUUGUGACCCAAAGCCAGAUGAACCUUGUCUGUCCCAUCACCCAGCUGGAAAUGAAGAAGCCGGUGAGGAAUAAAGUGUGCGGCCACACCUACGAGGAGGAGGCCAUUCUGCGCAUGAUCCAGGCCCGGCACAAGCGGAAGAAAAAGGCUUGUUGCCCUAAAAUCGGCUGCAGCCACACGGACAUGAGACGGUCAGACCUCAUCCAGGACGAGGCGCUCAGAAGGGCGAUCGAGAACCACCACAAGCGGAGGCAGCGGCACUCGGAGUAGGCUGGGCUGCCCAGGCACGUUGGCCCCCGACCCUGCCCAGGCCCGCCCAGAGCCCGACUGCUCCCGGCACGCAGGGCCUGACUGCACAGCCUGCUGUCUGGGAGAAAGCCCGCUUGAUGGCUUCAGUGUGAUGGAAUUCGUCGUUCUGGGUUGCACAACAGAAAUGCAACCACAUGCUAUUUGUAAGUGUUUUGUGAUGUUAAAUAAAACGUUGACUGUCUGCA